Molecule: messenger RNA, 2997 nt
Organism: Brassica napus (rape)
Lineage: Eukaryota; Viridiplantae; Streptophyta; Magnoliopsida; Brassicales; Brassicaceae
Product: proton pump-interactor 2-like
Exons: 7
Coding region: 808-2568 (586 amino acids)
Source: RefSeq, a predicted model, not a curated record
CUUUGACUUCCCAAACUAACCAUUAUGGACAGAUUGUUUUUUUCUUCUUGUCACUAAACAUUUUAAGAACCUGCACUUUCCUGGUCAAAAAAAAUAUAUUCUAUAAUUCAUAAUGAUGAUGAUAAUUACUGUUUUAUUGUCUGUAAUUAAAAGAAAAUAAAAGUUUUUCAAAUUUGGUUAGUUAGAUUACAAGAAAAUAUUUUCUCUCCAAAAAGAGAGAGUGACUAAAUCCAUAUUUCCUUGAAAUGAUUUUUACAGAGAAUCUAUUUAUAAAGUAUUGAAGACAGAAGAUUUUAUUAAAUAGAAACCUGUCUGAACCGAUCUCUCGUCUUCUCUCUCUCUCUCCAUUGAUAGAAAAAAAAAGUCUCUUUCUCUCCGUAGAUCUUGGACAGAAGCGCACGACAUACAUCGGGGAGAAGCUUACAACUGUUGAGAACCCAUAUCUUCCAAAUAUCUUGCUGUACAAGUUAUCUAUAUUUGCAAGAUGUCAAGGAAUGAUGUGGAGUACAGUUAAUAAGAACGAGUCGUAACGGCCGAGUAGGAACGAUUUAGGUUACUAUUCUUAGAUAAUCCAGGAUCCGAGAUCCGUUAUCCGAUUCGAUUUUCAUUUUUUUUGCUCUUCAGACAACUCAUUUGAUUUCUAAGGUAAAUUCCGACAACUUUCUUCUUUACAUCCCUAAACGGUCAAACACUGUCUUAAAUCUUUCUCCUCGAUUCUGUCGUUUUCUUCUUCAGAUCUUUGUCUCGAUCUCAGUUUCAUUGUCACGGUUCUUACAGCGAUCCUCCUCUGUACAAGAACCAAACAAAAUGGGCGCGCAGAUCGUACUGUGUGAUGGCUUCGAGGUGGUUUCUCCGCCGGAGAUGAGCGACCUGAUCCUCUUCGGAAGCGACCAAUCUAGCGGCUCAAACUGCGGCGAAUCAACGGUCACCACCGAAGAAGACGGCACUGUUUUCUCCGGAGAUAGCUCACCGGGAGGUGCAGCUGAAGAUGAAUGGCCUGAAGCUAAGCCUUUCUCCUUCUACUUCGUUAAGAGACCAGCUUAUGAUGAUCCCGAGAUCAAAGCCAAGAUCAAUGAAGCUGAUUCACAGAUCUAUCACUGUAAUAAACUCCGGAUUGAUAUCUCAAAUGCUCAAAAAUCCGAAAGGGCUGAGAUUUCGUCUUUGUAUGCUCAAAUGGAGAGUUUGGGUCCAAAAUCAGAAGGAUAUAAAAUGGUUUUCGACGAGAAGAAGAAUGAGUUUGAUACUCUACAUGAAGUUCUACGGAAUCAACGGUGCUCUAGCAGUAGCCAGCUUAGCUUUUCAAAGGAGGAACUCAAUCAUCUUAUCUACAUAGCACAUUACGUUAUUGAACAUGGAAACAUUGGUUUGGAGGAAGAACAUUGGGUGCUUAAAGAAACCGAGAAGCCUAGUGAGAUAGUAUUAAGUGAGGAUUCUCUUGCAGAGAAAGAAGCUUCCAUACAACGUCUCAAGUUAAUGGCUGUGGAAAUGAACGAAGUGAAGAAAGAGCUUGAAGCCAUUACAUGGAACAUUAACUGCUUGAGUGACAAACUAAGACAGAUUCAGAACAAGAUCAUGAUGUUGGACGUAGAAAUGGCGCACAUACUUGAGCUACGAGACAGAUCGUAUGAAAGGAUUAAGAUGCUGAGGAUCCAACGAGACAAAGGGAAUGCUGCGUGUUUCCAGAGCCUUGCUGUUAUGAGGAAAGCUAAAGAACUAGCUGCUUCUGGAAACGUUAGAGAUCUUGAAGUGCUCUCUAGCUCCGAGGUUGAUAGAUUCAUGACUAGUUGGAACAAUGACAAGGCUUAUAGAGAUGAUUACGUAAAAAGAAUAUCACCAUCACUCUACGAAAGACAGCUGAGUCUAGAUGGACGGAUUAGAGAUCAAGAAGGUGAAGCUCAGGUUGUUCAAGAAAAGCAAGCCUUAUUGAAGAAUGGAGAGGAAGGUAUGGUGGUAAUGCACAAGAGGAACAGAGAAGAGUCCAGCUCCAACUCGUCUCAAGAUGAAAAUGUAGUCACCGCUAAACAAAAGAAAGAAGUGAGGAAGAAGGUGAUAGACUUCAACAGGUCAAGUGAUGAGGAGAGUGUAGUUAUAGACUUGGAGUUCCCGGUGUAUGAGAAUCCGAAAAAAGAAGUAGAAGAGGUUGAUGAAGAGACUUUGAAGGAGAGAAAACGAGAAGAGCAGCUAGAGAAAGCUAGAUUAGCUAUGGAAAGGAAGAAGAAGCUACAAGAGAAAGCUGCUGCUAAGGCUGCUUUAAGAGCUCAAAAGGAAGCUGAAAAGAAACUCAAGGAGUGUGAGAAGAAAGCUAAGAAGAAAGCUGCAGCAAACUCUUCUGAAGUAGACCAAUCACAAGAAGUAACCAAUGAGCUGGAGAAGGUCAAGACUUCAGCAGUUCAUAGGUCGUUGUUUCGAAAGCAGAAAAGUUUCAGGUACAAACACCGUGGGAGAGGAACAGAAGCUCUCCCUAAAGCCAUCCUAAACCGUAGAAGGGCACAUCAAUACUGGGUUUGGGGAGUUUCAUCUGCUGCACUUGCUCUCGCUCUCUCCCUUGGCGUUUUAUUUUUACGGUGAAUUGAAGGAAGGAAAGACACACUACAAGGGUAUUGACUUUAUCUGGUUGGAGAGGAAGAGCUGCUUCAUAGACUUUCAAAGUUAUCUUAUAGUGUCAUAACCCUUAGAUGUUAGUUUGAUAUGUUUCUUUUAAUGUUGUCUGAAAAACAAGAAACAUUCACUUUAUAGUGAACAUUGUGGACUGAAAAUCCACUUAAUAGUUAUUACAGUCAAGAAACUCGACUGAUUACAUUUCCUGAGAUAUUACAAAUAAUAUCAACAAGUCUCAAUUUAUCUGUCUUGUUACAUGUGACAUAAAAGCUAAAUCUAGUUCUUGCAGAAUGGUGUAACAACUAGUUUGAGAAGUUUCAGUAGUUUUUCUAAUGCUCCUCUACUUUUACUCUAGUCUUUCUUUAUCUUUGCAUACGAUAGUUUCGACUCUUUGGUUAU